Messenger RNA from Paramormyrops kingsleyae, 2554 nucleotides. The record is from RefSeq and is a predicted model, not a curated record. Lineage: Eukaryota; Metazoa; Chordata; Actinopteri; Osteoglossiformes; Mormyridae.
GACAGGCACUCUGUCUCCAGGCAAGCAAGCAGGCAGGAUGCGGGCAGCGAUGGACCUUCUAUGGCUGGUGUCUUUCACCCUGAUGCUACCGGCACUCUAUCAGUGCCAUCCACUCUACAUCAUGAGCACCCCCAAUCUGCUGCGUGUGGGCAACAAAGAGAAGGUAUUUGUGGAGGCCCAGGAAUACACUGGAGGUAACAUCGAGGUGGAAAUUUCAGUGAAGGACUUCCCAGCCAAAAACAGGGAGUUCUUCAGCAAAAAAACCACUCUCACCUCUCAGAAUAAAUUCCUGGAUCUUCAGGAGAUUGAAAUCAGAGAAGAUGCAUUUGAUGCAACAUCAACUAAAAAACAGUAUGUGUACUUACAAGCAAAGUUCCCCCAACAUCAACUGGAGAAAGUAGUUCUUCUGUCCUUCCAAGCUGGCUACAUUUUCGUUCAGACCGAUAAAACCAUCUACACACCAACCAGCACAGGUAAGCUGAGAGAUAUAUUUAUUAUAAGAGUUUACGUGACAAACCCAGACGAAAGUCCUGCUGAAAACAUCCGGCUGAAGGUUUCUUCAAGAAACAUAUACGGCGAUACCAACAACGACGGCCUGGCCAAGCUCACCAUCAACACUGGUGGGGGGGCCAAUGACCUCAAAGUUACUGUUGAAACAGUCAUGGAAGAACUGCAACCAGAGCAACAGGCAAGGAAGAAUAUGGUGGCCCAGCCCUACCUAACAUACCAGAACUCCCAGAACUACCUGCACAUCGGGAUCCCCUCAACUGAGCUGGCGAUCAACACCAACUUGCUCGUAAAUCUGAACCUGAAAAACAACCCAGGGGUCCAGGAUCAGAUCAGUCACUUCACAUAUCUGCUCAAAGUCACCUCGGAGAAGACACAAUAUGAGCCACGUAGCAAGUUCACUCUGAAAAUUGAGGGUGACCCUGAGGCCAAGGUGGGGCUGGUGGCCGUGGAUAAGGGCGUCUACGUGCUGAACAGCAGAAACAGACUGACCCAAAGCAAGAUCUGGGACACGGUGGAGAAGCACGACAUCGGCUGCACGGCGGGAAGCGGGAGGAACAGCAUGGACGUCUUUUAUGGUGCUGGGCUGAUAUUCCAGUCCAAUGCUAAUGUGGAGACCAAAUCCAGAACAGAGCCUCACUGCCCCGCCCCCCCAAAGAGGCGGCGCCGCUCCAUCACCUUGCUGGACCUGAAGACCUCGUUGGUCAGCAAAUACAGCACGCAGCUGCAGAAGCAGUGCUGCGCAGACGGCAUGGUGGAGAACCUCAUGGACUACACCUGCGAGCGCCGCGCCGAGUUCAUCAUCGACGGGGCCGAGUGCGUCAGCGCAUUUCUGCACUGCUGCAAAGAGGCUGCCACAAACCGGCAGAAGGCCGCCAAUGAGAACCUGCUGCUGGCCCGCUCAGAAGAUGAUAAGUACUACAUGUCGGACAGAGACAGCAUGUCACGCACGCAGUUCCCUGAGAGCUGGCUGUGGCUGGAGGUGACACUGCCAGCGUGCCCCAAAAAGCGAAACUGUGCUUCCACGUCAAUGGAAAUUACACAGGCUGUGAUGGAUUCCAUUACCACCUGGGAGGUCACUGCUGUCAGUCAGUCCAAAAAAAAUGGAAUUUGUAUGGCGAGUCCCUUUGAGAUGAACGUGAUGAAGGACUUCUUCAUUGACCUGAAGCUGCCCUAUUCUGCUGUGCGAAAUGAGCAGCUGGAGAUCAAAGCUGUACUUUACAACUACAUGAACAAUGACAUAAAAGUUCGUGUGGAACUGAUGGACACUGAGACAGUGUGCAGUGCAGCCCACAAGAAGAGGAAGUACCGGGAGGAGGUGAUGGUGGAGGCAAUGUCCUCCAACUCUGUGUCCUUCAUCAUCAUCCCCAUGGGACUCGGGAAGCACUCGAUUGAGGUCCAAGCUUUUGUCUAUGACUCCAUCAGCCGUGAUGGUGUGAAGAAGGACCUGCUGGUGGUGCCUGAAGGGAUACACAUCAGGAAGGAGAUUAAAACAGUCAUUCUGGAUCCUGCUACACACAAUAAGAAUCAGAUGGAGACAGUCAAGGGUGCUGAUCUGAAGAAUAGGGUGCCUGGGUCCCCUGCUCACACAUUCAUCAGCGUGACCGGUGAGCAGAUUGGUCAGACCAUCUACCAGGUCAUCAGCGGCUCAACGCUUGGGAACCUCAUCCAGCAGCCAUCAGGCUGCGGGGAGCAGAACAUGAUUGGCCUCACAGGACCAGUCAUCGCCACGCUCUACCUGGACAGCACAGGCCAGUGGGAGAGGGUGGGAGUGGAUAAGCGAGAGACGGCCAUCAAAUACAUCCGCACAGGUUACAUGCAGGAGUUGACGUAUCGCAAGGAAGACGGAUCAUACAGUGUUUGGAAACAUACACGAAGCAGCACCUGGCUGACAGCAUAUGUGACCAAGGUGUUCGCCAUGGCGUACCCUCUCAUCAGCAUUGAGGAGAACGUGAUCUGCAGCGCCACAAAGUGGCUGAUCUUGAACGCACAAGAGCCUGACGGCACCUUCAAAGAGCAUGCCCCAGUCUACCACGGAGAGAUGGUG